This is a messenger RNA of Ostertagia ostertagi, 216 nucleotides long. The record is from the annotation of a GenBank genome assembly. NCBI's taxonomy places the organism in Eukaryota, Metazoa, Nematoda, Chromadorea, Rhabditida, Trichostrongylidae.
AUGGAUGCGCUCGAAGAUAUCCAACAUUCCCUUUCUGACAAGAGUCAGUCCAUGCAACCACCACUUUUGCUUCGCGAGUGCAUCUCAAACUGGCAAAGUCAGAGCGGCGAGUCGCCAGCUACAUGUCCUGAGUGUCGUGGGGAAAUCGGAAAUGCGGCACAGGAUUUGCUGAUUGAUUCUGUUCUUUCUGUGGUAUCGGCCAUGCUUUCCAUGUGA